Lycium ferocissimum is the source of this 4642-nucleotide messenger RNA. Its product is annotated as indole-3-acetaldehyde oxidase-like. NCBI's taxonomy places the organism in Eukaryota, Viridiplantae, Streptophyta, Magnoliopsida, Solanales, Solanaceae. Gene Ontology annotation, molecular function: 2 iron, 2 sulfur cluster binding; oxidoreductase activity; FAD binding. The record is from RefSeq and is a predicted model, not a curated record.
CAGCCAACUGCACUUAAAAGUCGGUGCUUUUACUGUUACUUUUGUUAGAUUCUUCUUAAAUAAAUGCUCUUUCCAUCGUAAUCCUCAACCUUUAGAUUCUUUUGCAUUAGCACACAACAAAUGAAAAGAAGCUUUUUAACUUAAAACCCAAUGUUCUCUGAUUUCCCUUCAAUAAUUGGCUCAUAAUUACAAUAAUUUAAAGGGAUUGAUUAAUCUACAUGUUGUUUGUUAUGCAUAUCUGAUAACACCCAAAUUGAAAUCAGUCAUAAGAACACAAAAAGUUAAGAGGUUUUUGGAGUCUUGACACCUUAUUUUAAGUUUAUUGUUUGGAGAGUAGAAAUGGAGGAGAUAGUGAAAAAUGGGAUGUUGGUAUUUGCUGUGAAUGGGAAAAGAUUUGAGGUUGCUAGUGUUGACCCUUCAACUACUUUGCUUCAGUUCUUGCGCACUCAGACUUGCUUCAAAAGUCCCAAACUUGGCUGUGGUGAAGGUGGUUGUGGUGCUUGUGUUGUUCUUCUGUCAAAGUAUGAUCCUCAGCUUAAACGGGUUGAAGAUUUUAGCGUGAGUUCAUGCCUUACACUUCUUUGCAGUUUACAUGGUUGUGCAAUUACUACAAGUGAUGGCCUUGGAAACAACAAGAGCGGUUUCCACUCAAUUCACGAAAGGUUUGCAGGUUUUCACGCUUCUCAAUGUGGAUAUUGCACUCCUGGAAUGUGUGUGUCCUUUUUCUCAGCUCUUAUCAAUGCUGAUAAAGAAAAGUCUAAGUUGACUGCAUCUGAAGCCGAAAAGUCUAUAGUGGGGAACCUUUGUCGGUGUACUGGAUACCGGCCCAUUGCUGAUGCCUGCAAGACUUUCGCAGCCGAUGUGGAUAUAGAGGAUUUGGGGUUCAAUUCUUUUUGGAAAAAUGAAGAUUCCAGGGAUAUAAAAUUGAGUAAGUUACCUCCUUACGACCCGAGUAAGAAUUUUACUACAUUUCCUCAAUUCUUGAAAAGUGAAUCUGCCGCAUGUUUGGACUCCAGCAAGUAUCCAUGGGACACUCCAGUUUCUGUUGACGAGCUUCGAAGUUUGUUGCACUCGGAUUUGUUUGAAAAUGAGGCAAGUAUUAAGCUUGUUGUCGGUAACACAGGCACUGGAUAUUACAAGGAAACCGAGCGUUAUGACUGAUAUAUUGAUCUGAGAUAUAUCCAUGACCUUUCAGUCCUCAAAUUAGAUCACAUAGGAAUUGAAGUAGGGGCUACUGUGACUAUCUCUAAACUUAUUUCAUUCUUGAAAGAGGAAAAUAAAACUAAUUCAAGUUCGUACGGAAAGCUGGUUAGCCAAAAGUUGGCUCAGCAUAUGGAGAAGAUUGCUUCACCAUUUGUUAGAAACUCUGCUAGUGUUGGGGGAAAUUUGAUUAUGGCCCAGAGGAACGGUUUUCCUUCCGAUAUCGCUACAUUAUUUUUUGUCUUAGGUGCUACUAUCUGCAUAAUGACCAGUCAAGGACAUGAAAAACUCACAUUCGAGGAGUUCUUAGCGAGGCCACUACUAGAUGCAAGAAGCGUGCUGCUUAAUUUUUCGAUUCCAUUUAAAAAGGAAGGGAGUUCAACCAGUUCUACGUUUUUGUUUGAAACCUAUCGAGCUUCACCACGACCUCUAGGAAAUGCAUUGGCAUAUGUAAAUGCUGCUUUCCUUGCUGAUGUUUCUCCCCACGGGAAUGAGGUCCUGAUAAAUGAUAUUCAGUUGGCUUUUGGUGCUUAUGGCACAAAGCAUGCGAGAAGGGCCAAAAAAGUAGAGGAAUAUCUAACUGGGAAGAUAUUAAACGUUAAUGUAUUAUUGGAAGCACUUAAUUUAGUCAAGCAAGCCAUAGUACCUGAAGAUGGGACUUCACACGCACAUUACAGGUCAAGCAUGGUAGUCAGUUUUCUUUUCCAGUUCCUUUUUCGCUUCGCCAAUGUUGGUCCCAGGGUAUCUGGUGGGUUGUUAAACAGAAUUAGUAACAAAGACGGUUAUAUUAGUGAAGGGAAACCGGAGAUACUGUUAUCAUCUGCUAAGCAGGUUGUGGAAUCAAGCAAAGAGUACUAUCCAGUGGGUGAACCAAUGAAAAAGUUUGGAGCCUCCAUGCAAGCUUCUGGUGAAGCUGUUUAUGUAGAUGACAUUCCAUCACCACCAAACUGCCUAUAUGGAGCAUUUAUCUAUAGUACAAGACCAUUAGCAGGGGUAAAGGGCAUACACUUUGGAUCUAAUUCAUUACCUGAUGGAGUUACUGCCAUUAUUACUUUUAAGGAUAUCCCGAGCAGAGGGGCAAAUAUAGGAUCUAAGACCAUUUUCGGUCCUGAACCCUUAUUUGCAGAUGAUGUCGCUCGAUACGCUGGUGACCGAAUUGCUUUUGUGGUUGCUGAAAGUCAGAAGUCUGCUGAUGUGGCUGCAAGCAUGGCCAUUGUUGAAUAUGACGCUGAAAAUAUAGAUUCUCCUAUUUUAACCGUUGAGGAAGCCGUUCAGAAAUCCAGUUUUUUCCAAGUCCCACCAUUUCUAUAUCCAAAAGAAGUUGGUGAUUUCUCAAAAGAAAUGGCUGAAGCUGACCACAAGAUCCUCUCUGCUGAGGUGAGACUUGGGUCUCAGUACUAUUUUUAUAUGGAGACACAGACUGCUCUAGCUGUUCCAGAUGAAGAUAACUGUAUGGUUGUCUAUGCAUCAAGUCAAUGCCCCGAGUAUGCAGGUAGUGUAAUUGCUAGUUGUCUUGGUGUCCCCGAGCAUAACAUCCGUGUCGUUACAAGAAGGGUUGGAGGUGGCUUUGGAGGCAAGGCAGUGAGAGCAAUGCCGGUCUCCACUGCCUGUGCACUUGCAGCGCUCAAGUUACAACGCCCUGUCAGGAUAUAUGUCAACCGAAAGACUGACAUGAUAAUGGCAGGAGGGAGACACCCCAUGAAAAUAACAUACACUGUUGGAUUCAAGUCAAAUGGAAAAAUCACCGCCUUACAUCUUGAUAUAUUGGUAAAUGCUGGGAUCACCGAAGAUGUUACCCGUCAUAUCGCGGCUCUCAAAAAGUAUGAUUGGGGUGCUUUAUCUUUUGAUAUAAAAGUAUGUAAGACGAACCUCUCCAGCAAAUCAGCUAUGCGUGGGCCCGGGGAGGUGCAAGGAUCUUAUGUUGCCGAAGCUAUAAUGGAACAUGUAGCAAGUGUACUGUCUCUGGAGGCGGACUCCAUCAGAAAUGAAAAUAUUCAUACCUUUGAAAGUCUAACGUUAUUCUACGAGCAUAGCGCAGGAGAUAUAGGUGAUUAUACUUUGCCAAGUAUCAUUGAUAAGUUGGCCACAUCCUCGAGUUUCGUUCAAAGAAGAGAGAUGAUAGAACAAUAUAACCAGAAAAAUAUAUGGAAGAAAAGGGGCAUUUCUCGAGUGCCGCUUGUAUAUGAAUCUACACAACGACCAACGCCUGGAAAAGUAAGCAUUCUGUCGGAUGGAUCGGUAGUUGUAGAGGUUGGAGGUAUUGAAAUUGGUCAAGGUUUAUGGACAAAGGUCAAGCAAAUGACUGCCUAUGGUCUUAGUUUAAUUGAAAGUAGUUGGAGUGAAGAACUUGUGGAGAAAGUACGUGUCAUACAAGCAGACACUUUAAGCUUAGUGCAAGGCGGGUUUACUGCUGGAAGCACUACAUCUGAAUCGAGCUGUGAAGCAGUUAGACUUUGCUGUAAAAUAUUAGUUGAAAGACUAACCCCUCUGAAGAUGAAAUUGCAAGAACAAAAUGGUUCCGUUGAUUGGACUACACUGAUUUGCCAGGCACAAUUUCAAGCAGUAAACUUAGCAGCAAAUUCUUAUUAUGUGCCAGAAUCCAGCUCCAUGCAAUAUCUGAACUAUGGUGCUGCUGUCAGCGAGGUGGAGAUAGAUAUCCUGACAGGAGAAACAAAAAUUUUGCAAUCGGAUAUUAUAUAUGACUGUGGACAGAGCUUGAACCCAGCUGUUGAUAUGGGACAGAUUGAAGGGGCUUUUGUACAAGGGAUUGGAUAUUUUAUGCUCGAAGGAUAUCUUACAAACGCAGACGGAUUGGUUGUUUCAGAUAGCGCUUGGACAUAUAAGAUCCCCACAAUUGACACAAUACCCAAAAAUUUCAAUGUUCAAGUGCUAAACAGCGGACAUCACAAGAAACGUGUUCUCUCGUCUAAAGCAUCUGGUGAACCGCCACUGCUUUUGGCAUCCUCAGUUCAUUGUGCCACAAGAGCAGCCGUUAAAGCAGCAAGAAAACAGCUUAAACUUUGGGGCAAGCUCAACGGGUCGGAUACAAGAUUCUAUCUGGAUGUCCCUGCCACAUUACCUGUAGUGAAAACACAGUGUGGCCUGGAUUAUGUGGAGAAAUACUUGGAAACUUUGCUUGAGCAGGAAAUCUAGCUGAAUGCCUGAUUUCUAGCUUUUGGAGAUAUACUCUAUGGUCCGGAUUAUGCUGUGUUGCUCAGUUCUUCAAAAAUGCCGCACCACCCAUUUUGGGUCCUCCAAUAAUGCACUGAUCCGACAUGCAUCCGUCAAUAUUUUUGAAGAGUUCGAGCAACAUAGAUCUUAUAUAUCAACAAAGGCAAAUACUUUACUCUUUUGCUUGAAAAAGGACUUGCAUUGUUCUGUUCCAUCAAUAGCGUACAAAUUUUGUAUUUUCAUGCAUACAAGCCUUACCUUAAAUCUACAA